AAUGUUUUCAGAGAGCGUGACACAGAGAGGGAGAGAGAGAGAGAGAUCCCUGAUACACACCAACAAACAGGCGGUUAACGGGGCACACAAAAAGAAGACAGAAAAAAACGGUCACAUUUCUCAGGCACCUGAAAACGUGCUGGUUAUUUUAGGACGCGUGUUGCGUAUUGACGAGUGGGGAGUGUUUAAACCACUUCCACUCUGGUCAUGUUUUACUAAUGACUGUACAUGGCAAGCAUCUGAACGCUCAGGGACCUCUGUAAAUUAGAGAAGCCCUGUGCAGUUGGUAUCUUACCACAGCCUGGCAUUUGCAAGGUGCGCAGACGGAGAGCCGAGCGGCACACACUCACCUCGGAAGUUAUUUUGGAUCAGCGCAACUGCGCUAAUUUCCUCUUAAAAACAUUUAUUACUUUUUCUUUCUUCGUCGACCGGGUUUCCUCAAACCCCCAAUGCCCCGCGCACACUCCUGUUGGUCUGAGCUUUUGGAUACACACUCUAUGCCUUGGCAGUUAUUAACUCUCACCUCUAUAUCAACGAAACUCCUCUGUGGCAAGCAAAGGCAGUCAGUCCAGAAUUAAACGUCCACAGUUAAACAGCACGGAACAGCUGAACAACAUCGAUCGACUAGGAAACAUGGAAAAUAGUCCUGGUGGUGGUGUUAUCCUCUACGCUGGCUCGUCCGGCAGUGCCAGUCCGAGUCCUGGCAGUCCUUCAAGUGGAUACCAGACCCAGUCGCCCUCCUCCCACUCGCAGCCUUCAUCACCAGAGGGUGUCUCCUUUCAGGAGAUUGGGGCCCUGAGCAAGAGAGGGGAACAAGGGGGAGGAACUCAUUCCCCAAGAAUGGUCUUCCAGUUUCCUGAAGUAAACAACGCUCCCGUUGCCCAGAUAACAACAGUAUCAUCGGCAACCUACAACCACCCCACAGUGGCCAAAAGACCUUGUGGUUUCACUGGCACGUUCACCAAAACCGGAGGUAUGGUGCUUCUCUGCAAGGUGUGUGGGGACAUCGCAUCUGGGUUCCAUUAUGGCGUGCACGCCUGCGAAGGAUGCAAGGGUUUUUUCAGACGCAGCAUUCAGCAGAAUAUCCACUACAAGAUGUGUGUAAAGAACGAAAAGUGUCUCAUCAUGCGCAUGAACCGGAACAGGUGCCAGCACUGCCGCUUUAAGAAGUGUCUCUCCGUGGGAAUGUCCAGAGAUGCUGUGCGUUUUGGGCGUAUUCCCAAACGGGAGAAGCAGAGACUACUGGAUGAGAUGCAGAGCUACAUGAACAGUCUCAACGAAUCAGCUUCCAUGGAAAUGGAAGUGUCACCCCCUCCCGAUGCCCCCUGCAGUCCGCAGAACCAGACAAAUGAAGGAGCAUGCUCCAUAUCGCAGUCUUACCGCAGCAACUUAAUGAACAGUGACGAGAAACCACUCAAGAUGGCUGCUGGCAACGGCAACAUCGGCUCUUUGUCUUUCAAGCACAGUUCGGCACAGGAGCCUUCCCGGUCACACUCGGCAACCCAGACUCAGCACACAGUUCAGGGGGAGCAGGCAAACCUGACAUCAAGCUACCAUGUCCCCACAACCUGCCCUGUUGCCCACACCAACAAUGAAAACUCCAACAUUGACAACGCCAGGUACAACUUCUCCCAUCAGAAUCAGUGCCCUGUCACCGGCCGCCAGUCAUCUCAGUCCUACUCAGCCAAUCAGAACAGCUACCAAGCAAGGGAUUCCCAGAACCAAAGUCCUUGCCCCUGGAAGCUAAAUGGAGGAGCCAAAGUGCUGGCAUGUCCACUCAAUUCAUGUCCCGUGGCGCCGGCCAGUCGUUCCAGUCAGGAGGUCUGGGAGUCUUUCUCCCAGUGCUUCACCCCUGCUGUUAAAGAAGUAGUGGAGUUUGCAAAGAGCAUCCCGGGCUUCCAGACUCUUAGCCAGCAUGAUCAGGUCAUGCUGCUCAAAUCCGGCACUUUCCAGGUUCUGAUGGUGAGGUUCUGCUCACUGUUUGACCCCAAGGAGAGGACCGUGACAUUCCUCAAUGGGCAGACAUACUCACUGGCAUCACUGAGAGCUCUUGGCAUGGGUUCCUUACUGGACUCCAUGUUUGAAUUCAGCGAGAAGCUAGGUUUUUUGGGUCUGGAGCCGGACGAGAUGGCCCUUUUCAUGGCUGUUGUGCUGGUUUCUGCUGAUCGCUCUGGUAUAGUGGAGGUGGGAGCAGUGGAGCAGCUGCAGGAGAAUCUAAUAAAAGCUCUGCGCUCUCUUAUAACCAGUCGCCGCCCAGAUGACAGCACACUCUUCCCAAAGUUGCUGUUACGUCUGCCGGACCUGCGCACCCUGAAUAACCAACACUCUGACAAGCUUUUAGCUUUCCGCAUAGAUCCUUGAGUUCAGAGAGCUAAUGCUCACUGAAGUAUCUGCUUUGGGGAGCCUUCCUGCUCCCCAUGCAAGCCUGGCCUGCCACACAAAGUACACUGGCCUAUGCAUGAUGGACAGUUGGUGUGGUAGCUGUGCCAAGUCUGACACUGUACGAGACUGAGCUUGGGGAAAAAAUAUCAGUGAAAGAUAUAGGCACAGCAAGAGGCGGAGGCUCCUGAAUUCAAACUGAUUCCUCAUCCAGUUGUUUCCAGAGUUGCUAAAAAAAAACUCAAAACAUAGACUGUGUUCUUCCUUGGGAGCCUGGAGUCGACAGGCCAGCAGGUCAUCAUCUCUCCCUCCUGGAGUUUGUCAGUUUUUGUUCUGAAGACCAAAAAGUAGAAUGAGCCUGUUGUCCCUCACUAGACUUUGUCCUCCUAUACCAGCUCACAAAGCUAACAAGAGGGACACACUCGCCCAGAGGAAAAAAGGAACAUGUACAAACAUUAACAACAUACCAACAAUGAUUUCUUACAGUACAUUCAUGCCACAAUGUGUAAAGGGCACUUUCCAUACAUUGAGAAGACCUCUGAAAUCAAUAUACAACAUAGCAAUAGAAAUGUCUGAUACACAGUUGGCGAGGAGAGUUUGUGUAUGCCCUGUUGAAAUGACAUAAGCUAUUUUCACAACAUGUCACCGUGUGGGAAAUCUUUAUGAAAAUCACCCAUUAGUGAUUGAGAAAUGUAUAACAUUUUUAAGAAAUGAGAGUAAGUUGCAUUGUAUUUGUAUGCGGUAAUCAGGGAGAAAUUAUUGGUCAUUUUAGACCGUGUCUGAUGGAUAUAUGUUAUGGUGUUUUGUUGUACAUUUUGUAUAUAACCUUUAUUCUUGGUUCGUACCCUUGUUAGAUUGCAGGUUCUUGCAUAUGUAAAUGAAGUUAGUAUUGAAUUAUUGUAUGAUGUCACAAUAGAUUGCUCUACAGACUGCAAAGAGAAUGCAGCGUUUGAACCAUGCACUCUGAGUAUAAACUUUUUGAAGAUGUAUAAUUGAAAUAAAUGUAUUGUCAACUGACUGCAUCACCUUGUGAAUAUUUUGUAAAUGUUUUAUGGUUCCACCAUAGAGUACCAUUAUUAAAUAACAUUAUAUAGCAUA
This is a messenger RNA of Micropterus dolomieu (smallmouth bass), 3477 nucleotides long. Its product is annotated as nuclear receptor subfamily 1 group D member 1-like. Lineage: Eukaryota; Metazoa; Chordata; Actinopteri; Centrarchiformes; Centrarchidae. Bases 634 to 2361 code for a protein of 575 amino acids. Gene Ontology annotation, biological process: cell differentiation; positive regulation of transcription by RNA polymerase II; hormone-mediated signaling pathway. The transcript is spliced from 8 exons. The record is from RefSeq and is a predicted model, not a curated record. Gene Ontology annotation, molecular function: nuclear receptor activity; RNA polymerase II cis-regulatory region sequence-specific DNA binding; zinc ion binding.